UGAUUUUUCGAAGUUAUGGGUCUACUUAAUUGUCAUCUGUCAACUUCAGUUAGAGAGCACAAAAUAAAAAUGUCAACACCUGUAUUACAUGAUAAUCAAGUUGGGAGCUGCCUUUUUUGCCGUAUAGCACACAACCAAGAACCAAACUCCAGACUGUUGUAUGAUAAAAAUGACAUUGUAGUUUUUAAAGACAUUAGGCCAGCAUCAGAACAUCACUUUCUUGUUGUUCCAAAAAACCAUGUUAAAGAUCCUAAACAGCUAGGGCCGAAGGAUAUUAGUCUUGUUGAAAAUUUAGUUACGGUUGGCAAGGAAAUGCUUAAUGAAGUAGGAGCUGAUCUCUCUGAUGUUCAAUUACCUAUGGCUGACUGGGGCUAUGCGCAGUACGGUGAUGAUGAAGAAAAUGAAGACGAAGAUGAAGAGCUUGGACCUCAGUUUGGCUUCACCCAAAAAGAUGGUCUGAUCUUUUUAAUCGAUUCAUCUAAAUCAAUGUUUGAGGGCAAUUGUCUCUUUCAGUUGUGUUUGCAGGCAGUCAAGUCAACUAUUCAGAAUAAAAUUAUAAGCAGUGAGAAGGAUUUGAUUGGAACAGUUUUUUUUGGCACUGAGAAGGGAGCUAACCCAAAUGAUUUCAAACACAUAUACGUGUUUCAGGGCUUGGAACAGCCAGGAGCAAAAAGAAUUUUGGAGUUGGAGAAAUUAGAACAAAGCUGCGCUGAGACCUUCACAAAAGAUUUCGGCCACUCAGAACAUUUUUCUCUCAGUGAUGCCUUUUGGACAUGUUUGAAUAUGUUCUCAUCAGCUGAUGGGGCCCAGAGCAUGGGCUCCAAGAGAAUUCUUCUCUUCACCAACAAUGAUGACCCUCACGCCACCAACACAAAGCUCAAAAACUUGGCUGAAACUAAAGCGUAUGAUCUAAAAAGUAACAACAUUGACUUGGAGUUAAUACAUCUAACUAAUGGUGAUGAGAGAUUUGAUGUGAACAAGUUUUAUAAGAAACUACUUUUUUCUGAUGAUGAUGAGACUACUCAGCUGCCCGAUGCAUCAGUAAAAAUUGAAGAAUUGCUACAAAGAGUUCGAGCUAAAGAUCAUAAGAAAAGAGUUCAGCGAAGGGUUUCUUUCAGCAUUGGUGAAGGUCUACAUUUAUCUGUGGGAGUGUACAAUCUUGUAAGAAGUUGCCCCAAGCCAUAUCCAGUUAAACUUACUAAAAGGGAAAAUGCUGAGUUAAAAAGUCAUACAAAGACAUAUUUAAAAGAUACUGGAGAAGUGCUGAUGCCACAGGACUUAAAGAAAGCUCAGACUUAUGGUGGACGGAAAAUUUGUUUUGAAAAUGAUGAGGUCUCCGAGAUGAAACAAUUUGAGGACCCUGGUCUGUAUCUGGUGGGGUUUAAGCCAAUCACAAGCUUAAAGAAGUAUUUUCAUGUUAGGCCAGGGAAUUUCAUCUAUCCUGAUGAGAAGAAAAUAGCUGGCAGCACCACCCUGUUCACUGCUCUUCUGAAGAAGUGUUUGGAGCGUGAAAUGACACCAAUAUGUAAAUACAUACCAAGCCGUAGCUACCCACCCAGAUUUGUCUCCCUUUUACCUCAGGCAGAAGAAGUUGAUGAAAACAAGGUGCAGAUAACUCCACCUGGUUUCCAUGUCAUCUAUUUACCUUUUGCUGAUGACUUUCGAAAAGUUCCCUUUGAAGAGACACCUAAAGCAACUAAGGAGCAAAUAGCUAAAGCCAAAGAUGUGGUAAAAAAAUUAACGUUUAAGUUUUCUAGCGAAAACUUUGACAAUCCAGUUCUACAAAAACACUGGAGAAAUAUAGAAGCUCUGGCACUAGAGAGGGAUGAGCCAGACAAGUUUGAGGAUCUAACUUUACCUACACAGACUCUGAUGGACCGUGCAGGGAAGGCUAUAACUGCAUUCAAAGAGAUGGUUUUCCCAGCUGACUAUGUACCAGGGCAGAAAAAGAAGCCAUCUGCUGCCAAGAAGCCAAAGAUGGAGAACGCAACAAUAGAUUUAGAUAUGAGGGCUGAGGCUGAAGCAGGGAGGCUGAACAAGUUGACUGUGCCAGUGCUGAAAGAUUUUGUGAAGAGAGAAAAAAUUCCAGCCACAAGUACAUUAAAGAAAGACUUGGUCGCAGCCAUUAGUCAGCACUUUGGUGUUUGAUCUCACAAGCCGGACCCACAACUUGUUUCUAGCUGGAUGUACACAAUCUAAUUGUACCCUGAUGCUGUUAAUAUUCAUAAUAAAAUAUAACCUAUUCA
Physella acuta is the source of this 2246-nucleotide messenger RNA. Its product is annotated as X-ray repair cross-complementing protein 6. The record is from RefSeq and is a predicted model, not a curated record. Gene Ontology annotation, molecular function: double-stranded DNA binding; damaged DNA binding; DNA helicase activity. Gene Ontology annotation, biological process: double-strand break repair via nonhomologous end joining; telomere maintenance. NCBI's taxonomy places the organism in Eukaryota, Metazoa, Mollusca, Gastropoda, Physidae. Gene Ontology annotation, cellular component: Ku70:Ku80 complex; nucleus.